AUGGCAUCAGUGUCGGUAUCCACCCCUCUGAAAAGCCAUCAUGGCAUCUUCUCCACCAAGACUGCUGGCGGCAGAAUACCUCUCACUCCUUCGCCCAGAGCGAGGACAACAAGCGUAGCCACCAACGUCUCUACGCACUCAUCUCCCUCUACUCCUCUGCGAAAAGAACAAUCCAUCCACAAGUCAGACCCCUCCACCUUCUUCUCGAGAUCCAUUUCCCGAUCGGUAUCCAAAUUCGCCUAUGUCAACUCUCCCAAGUCCAACAUCGCCAGAAGCCGCCAGUCUCCCAAACAACUCGAGCUUGGUGUGUCAGAAUGGACUUUGACAGGCACUGGUCACAAUGCGGCCACUACACCAUCCAGAGAGAAGUCACGGAAAGAGACGGCGUUGAGGUCACGAGUUGGCAAGACUACCAUCAGACUCCCACACAACACUGCAGAUCGAUUCAUUCCCAAUCGGGCUGCAAGUGCUGGCCUUGCUACGGCGGGAUGCGGCAAGGCUGAUGAGAACACUCGACCUCGAACUGCCGGUGUGGAUGGAUCUAUUGUGCUUGCCAAUGCUGCUGCCAGUGCGUUUGACAUCUCUGCUCGGGGCGCCGACGCGGACAUCACCACGGCAUUGGAGACUCUUGGUCUGGAUGAUGACAACACCGCUUCGUCGUACACCCGAUCACACCCCGACUCAACGGCCUACGAAUCUUCCUUGGCUUCUGCGUGUGGCAUCUCCACCAGUCAACGCAUCCUGGAGUUCAAGCCAGCGCCGCCCGAGUCGUCCAAGCCCAUCGAUCUCCGAUGUCAAUAUAACCGACCUCUGAAGCAGGCCAAUACUCAGUCUGCACAGUUCCGCCGACGGAUCCAGUCGGCUCCAGAACGAGUGCUGGACGCCCCCGGUCUUGCUAAUGACUACUACCUCAACAUCCUUGACUGGAGCUCAGGUAACCAGGUUGCCAUCGGCCUCGAGCGCAGUGUCUAUGUCUGGUCUGCCGACAGCGGCACCGUGAGCUGUCUUUUGGAGACGUCUCCCGACACCUAUAUCAGCAGUGUGAAGUGGUCCGGGGAUGGCGCUUAUGUCGGCGUUGGCCUCGGUUCCGGAGAAGUUCAGAUCUGGGACGUGGAAGAAGGCACCAAGCUUCGAAGCAUGUUCGGCCACGAAACCCGCGUGAGUGUGAUGGGCUGGAACAAGCACACCUUGUCCACUGGCGCUCGUAGCGGACUGGUGUUCAACCAUGAUGUGCGUGUCGCUCAGCACAAGGUUGCGGAGCUCGUCUCCCAUACCUCGGAAGUGUGCGGACUGGAAUGGCGUUCGGACGGCGCACAGCUUGCGACCGGCGGAAACGAUAACCUGGUAUCCAUUUGGGAUGCUCGGUCCCUGGCUGCACCCAAGUUUGCCAAGAAGAACCACCGCGCCGCAGUCAAGGCCCUUAGUUGGUGCCCGUGGCAAUUGAACCUCCUGGCCACUGGCGGCGGCUCCAAUGACCGUCACAUCCAUUUCUGGAACACCACGACCGGGGCCCGCGUCAAUAGCAUCGACACCGGAUCCCAAGUGACGAGCCUCAAGUGGAGCAACCACUACAGAGAGCUGGUGAGCUCCGGUGGCUUUCCCGACAACUCACUGAGCAUCUGGAGCUACCCUACUUUGGUUCGCAACGUCGAGAUCCCUGCACACGAGUCCAGAGUGCUGCACAGCGCCCUGAGCCCUGACGGUCAGAUGCUGGCGACAGCUGCGGCCGAUGAGAGCUUGAAGUUUUGGAAGGUCUUUGAGCGCAAAGCGGGAGUCAGCGCAGCAGCGUCCAGGGAAGGCGGUGUCGGUAAAGGCAGUGCCAUGGCAAAGCAGAUGACUAUUCGCUGA
Capronia coronata CBS 617.96 is the source of this 1848-nucleotide messenger RNA. RefSeq names its product cell division cycle 20, cofactor-APC complex. Bases 1 to 1848 code for a protein of 615 amino acids. The transcript is spliced from 2 exons. Gene Ontology annotation, cellular component: anaphase-promoting complex. Gene Ontology annotation, biological process: positive regulation of ubiquitin protein ligase activity; positive regulation of anaphase-promoting complex-dependent catabolic process; anaphase-promoting complex-dependent catabolic process. Gene Ontology annotation, molecular function: ubiquitin ligase activator activity; anaphase-promoting complex binding; protein binding. The record is from RefSeq and is a predicted model, not a curated record. Lineage: Eukaryota; Fungi; Ascomycota; Eurotiomycetes; Chaetothyriales; Herpotrichiellaceae.